AUGGGCUACAAUACAGAAAAGACAGAAUGGCCGACAUUCGAGAUCAACAAGGCCGUCAAGGAGCUCAUCGACCAGUUCUUCUGGCAGCUAGACCAGCAGGACCCCAAGGUUGGAGACAUUCUGGCGGACGACAUCUUUGCAAAGACCGGACAGGCAGAGUUUGGAGGACACUUGUACUCUGGACCCGAAGGCAAGUUCGCUCUGCCCCCCGCUUCUUUCCUCACGUUCCAGAUUCGCAAGUCCAGAGACAACGCGUGGAAGGUGAUAUCCAGCCGCCGCCACGAAGUCUUGAAGGUCUUCUCUGCCGACCUCGACGGCAGCGACCUCCUCUUCAUCGGGAAUGUAGCAAUGGGCCUCCGCAACGGGCAAAGCGUGGCCGGAGAGUUCACCGGGAGGCUUCGCAUCGAGAAUCCGACGUCGUCGCAGCCAAAGCUCCUUCUUUACCAAAUUUGGGCGGACUCUGCACCGCUGGUCAAGGCACUGCAAGGAAACUAA
Molecule: messenger RNA, 495 nt
Organism: Fonsecaea pedrosoi CBS 271.37
Lineage: Eukaryota; Fungi; Ascomycota; Eurotiomycetes; Chaetothyriales; Herpotrichiellaceae
Exons: 3
Coding region: 1-495 (164 amino acids)
Source: RefSeq, a predicted model, not a curated record